This is a messenger RNA of Fopius arisanus, 1357 nucleotides long. RefSeq names its product SET and MYND domain containing, class 5 (gene Smyd5). The record is from RefSeq and is a predicted model, not a curated record. Gene Ontology annotation, biological process: negative regulation of gene expression, epigenetic. The coding region runs from base 98 to 1261 and encodes 387 amino acids. Gene Ontology annotation, molecular function: protein binding; histone H4K20 methyltransferase activity. The transcript has 5 exons. Lineage: Eukaryota; Metazoa; Arthropoda; Insecta; Hymenoptera; Braconidae.
CUCAUUUGAUUCCUGUGGUCCGUUAUCUCAAAACAUGUGUUGAUGAGGACCUAGGUUAUCUUCAAAAGGUGUUUGAAAGCCAAAACCCUAUUUAAUCAUGUCUAAUCAAGGGUAUCAGGUCCAGAUAAUUAACGAGGAGAAGGGCAAAGGUCUAGUGGCUCUUCGUUCCUACGAAGAAAAUGAGACAAUUUUUGAGGAAAAACCAGUGGUUUGUUGUCAAUUUGCCUGGAACGAAGACUUACGAUAUUUGGCGUGUGACAACUGUCUGGCACCUCUGGAGACAGCUGAGGAAAAUGCCAGAAGACUAAGUGGAAAAAAAGAUUUAGUUCUCCCAUAUCCUGAGUGCUGCGAGACAAAAACCCAAUCAGUUACUGAAUGUCCUGCCUGCGGAAUUAAAUAUUGCAGUGAAGGAUGUCUCCUCGAGGCCUCGCAAAAAUAUCACAAGAUCCUCUGUCUUCAAUCCAGAGAAAAAAACGAGAAUCAUCCACUGGUGCAGUUGAAGGAGACGUGGAAGCAGAUGCACUACCCUAGUGAGACUGCCACAAUAAUGCUCCUAGCCAGGAUGAUUGCCUUCGUCAAUCAGAGUGAGGACAAAGCCAGUGCCCUCUCGAUUUUCAAUCAAUUUUGUCACAGAACUGUCAAUGAAGACCAGAAAAUAGCCCAUAAUCUCUUGGGAGAGCAGUUCGUGGGGCAGAUUGAUGUCCUCAGGGAGAUGAUGGACAAUGCUUUGAACAAGGAGAAUGUCCCAUACUGGUUCACACCAGACGGUUUUAGAAGUCUUCUGGCUCUAGUGGGAACCAACGGCCAGGGGAUAGGAACGAGUGCAUUCAGUCGAUGGGCGAAAAACGUUUCAGCUCUAGAAUUGCCCCAGGACAGCAGAAUGCAGGUGAACAUGCUGAUUGGCAGGAUUUACGAUGACAUGGAGAAAGUCGUUGGACCUUUCUGGAAUAAUGAAGGCUCUGGACUCUACAGUCUUCAAUCCUCGAUGAACCACAGCUGCUUGCCAAAUGCAAUCGUCGAGUUUCCCUUCUCCAACAGCACCCUCGUCGUCAAAGCCCUCCGGGGUAUUCAACCAGGGGAGGAAAUUUGUAUUGCAUACCUAGACAACUGCGAACUCGUGCGCACUAGAGUGUCCAGACAGGAAGUGCUCAGAUCUCUUUACUUGUUCUCGUGUCGUUGUGAUAGGUGUCUGGAGCAAGCUGAUGACUAUGAUGUCUCGUCUGAAGACGAUAUGUGCGACGAGGGGUCCGAUGGUGAGUGAGGGGACAGGAGAGCUGGGGCAAAAUCGAUUCUUUUGGAGGUUUUUUAUUGGUGCAGGGUUAUUUUUUAUCGCUCGUUUGUCCACCCGCUGUGCAAA